Messenger RNA from Rhinichthys klamathensis goyatoka, 4890 nucleotides. RefSeq names its product CTD (carboxy-terminal domain, RNA polymerase II, polypeptide A) small phosphatase 1 (gene ctdsp1). The transcript is spliced from 6 exons. The record is from RefSeq and is a predicted model, not a curated record. Gene Ontology annotation, molecular function: RNA polymerase II CTD heptapeptide repeat phosphatase activity. NCBI's taxonomy places the organism in Eukaryota, Metazoa, Chordata, Actinopteri, Cypriniformes, Leuciscidae. The coding region runs from base 68 to 2917 and encodes 949 amino acids.
AGAUCUUUGUGGUUCUUUUACACAAGUUGAUGUUGAAUCCUCACAAUUUGAUCUCUUAGAUUAUGAAAUGCUUUCUGAAUGUGGCGCAGAAUAUCAGGAACAGUACAGCAAGUGUGAAAACAGCAGUUCUGAAGAUAACUUAUCUGAUCAAAAUGAUGUAGUUGAACUAGAUUCUGAAGACUGCGAGACAUCUAAACAGUCCGAGCCUAACAAUCAAAACAAGCUUAAUGAAUACCAUGCCACACAUUUUAAAUCCCCUGAACUGUGUCAAGACUCUAAAGAAAGUAAGCCAUCUGACCACUGUUUGUCCCUUGAGCACACACAGCUUACUGGGCAAAUGGACACCUCUGAUGACAGAUUUCUGCUAAACGGUCUAGAUGAUUGCACUUGUUUGUCGGAGACUUUUAAUUGUAGCCUGACCUCCUCGACUGAAGGAUAUCAAGACUGUAACCAACUCUUUGAGCACAGCGAAUCCUCUGUAUCUUUUAAGGCUUUAGAACAAUGCACAAGCUGUGGAAUGCACUUUGAAAAAUGUGACAUCCUUGAACAAUGCACUCCCUCUGUGCCCACUGAUCAUUCUGAGGGCCCAUAUCAAAGCAGACUUGCAGAAAGUUGCCCAAAGUUGUCAGGAACACACGACUCUGUCUUUCACAAACCUGAAGCAAAAACCAAAGAGAAUUUGCCUAAUCAUAGCAGCAGAACUGAGGGUAGGAAACCAUCUGAGUGCGAUGCCAUGUUUUCUGGAUCAAUGGAAACUUUUGAGGCUCGCUGGCUUUCUCAAUUUCUUACUGAUCUUUUGAGGCAUAAUAAGGAGACUUCAAGUAUUGCUGCUGAAAUUAGUGAGGCAAAUGGAGAGGUAGAAAAACCUGAAGUUGUAGAUCCUAAACCUGAAGUUCAAGCUUUAGAUAACUGUAGGAAGCUCUGUAGAAAGUGUGAAGAGCUGGAGAAAGGGAAAUGUUGUAAUGAUGAAACUCUUCAACCUUUUCAACUUGGUGGUGAUGAUGAGGAGACAACUUUUGAACUACACUCAAAUGUGGACAACUCCCUCGAUGCAGUGACCACAGGAUCAGGUUCUUCAGAUGAAUCAAGCGAAGAGGAGUACUGCGACUACAUGGAUGCUAAAAGUCAAAGUAGCUCUGAAACGGAUGAAUCAUUCAAAAGUUUUGUUGAUGAGUCUGAAUCAUUUGAAAUCUUCUCAGAUCAAGCAUGUGAUAAGGAAAACCUUCUUGCAGAGGAUGAUGAGUCCUCAAUUCAUAUACUACAGCCAGAUGAGUACCAUGAAGAAGGUAAUAAGAACUUUAACAUGUAUACACAGGAAAAUGUAGAUGCUUGUGAAGAAGCGUGUGAGAUUGAUUCUGUGCGACAAGUGACAGGAAAGGAAAGCAGUAAAACAUAUGCUGAAGCAUUAGCUGUUGGACUCCCUGUUGAUCCAGUUCAAAUCCAUGAAUGUGCCAAACCAGAUGAGGUCUGUGGAACUGAUGCUUAUGGGCCUGAUUUUAUUGACGAGAGUCUCACAUUGUAUUCUGAGGGCAAGGGCAAUGAUCUUUGCGACAUAAAUGGAGAGGUCGCUGAACCCCAUGUUGAUAUGCAUGUACAAGUGUCCUGUGUUGCAGCCGUUGAAGGUUAUGAACUGGAAGAAGUGGUUGAAAAUGCUUUCAACAAUAUAUCUGGAGAUGUCACAGGGUCCUGUGCUGUAAAGAACACAUUUCAAGAAGUUGAUCCUUCAGAAUCUCCUGAAGAAGAAUUGUUGGAAAAUGAGGACAGUCAGAAUUUAACUGGGAUCUACAGCUCUGAGAACAAGGAAAUCAAACAAGAUCUCAGUUCUGUGGUUGAAAUUGAUGAAAAUGAAGAGACGCACACUGACUUUGAAAAUGAGGGGGAUCAUGGACCUUGUUGUGGAGAGAUUGAAACAACUGAAGAUGAAGAAACAGCCCUGUUUAAUUUUGAAGAUCUUGUGAGAUGUUCUGAGGAAAGUGACAAAGGUAAAGAGACACCAACUGCGGAUCAACUGCUCUCUUGUGCCUUUGAGGAACAGUCAAAAACAGAGACAGACUCUUUUUGUUUAUCAGAUGGUCAGCAAGAGGCCCAUACCAAGACAAAAGACACCUCUGGGCUCCUUCAUCCUCCUGGAACAGAUGAUCUGCCUGAGGAGAACAAGCAAAAUGAAAAAUUAGAGGAACUUAUACAUCAAGUUGCUAGAAGUGAGGCACCUGAACAAGACACAUUUUUUAAGUCUGACCAAAAAAGGUCAAGUGAACAGAGUGAUUCUUAUGACGACAGUGAUGUAUCUGAAGAUGAAGAGUACCCAGAGGACUGUGAUUGUGAAAUCUGUGUUCCGCCCAUAGAUCAGGUCCCGGCCAAGCCACUUCUUCCACAGAUAAAGUCUAAAGAUGCUGGGAAGAUCUGUGUAGUCAUUGAUCUGGAUGAAACACUAGUCCACAGUUCAUUCAAGCCGGUAAACAAUGCUGACUUCAUCAUUCCAGUGGAAAUUGAUGGGACAGUACAUCAGGUGUAUGUGUUGAAGAGACCUCAUGUUGACGAGUUCCUCAAACGGAUGGGGGAACUGUUCGAGUGUGUGUUAUUCACUGCAAGCUUAGCCAAGUAUGCCGAUCCUGUCUCGGAUCUGCUGGACAAGUGGGGAGCUUUCCGAAGCCGUCUUUUCCGAGAAUCUUGUGUGUUCCACCGUGGAAAUUAUGUCAAGGACCUAAGCCGUCUAGGCAGGGAUCUCAACAAAGUCAUCAUUGUGGACAACUCGCCAGCCUCCUACAUCUUCCACCCAGACAAUGCUGUACCUGUUGCCUCCUGGUUUGAUGACAUGUCUGACACAGAGCUGCUGGAUCUCAUCCCUUUCUUCGAGAGACUGAGUAAAGUGGAUAAUGUCUACACUGUGCUCAAGCAGCAGAGGACUACUAGCUAGCGGGACACUAGGGGCAGCUGUCACUAUGGGGCCAGGGAGGCUGCUGGGCUCGGAGCACACCACUGCUUCCCCCUAACAGGACCAGCCACUAGCUCAGUCCUCGUCACCUACCCAGAAUUCCAUUCACAUGAUGUUUGAUCGAGAAAAGAAGGCGAAUGACAGAACUGUGAAGGACUGCUUUAUCCAUUACAAGCAUAAAAUAACAAGCUCAUUGUUUUAACACUCGAAUGGGUGAAUCUCAGGAAAGCGGACAACACCAUAUUUUACCCUGAAGUCAAAUAAUAGAAAUAAGAAAUGAUAUUUUGCUUAAGGAUUUUUUUUUCUUCUUUUUUUCCGUUUGUGAUAAUAUAUUGACAACUAAGCACAUUCCCCCCAAUUUCCGCCAUGAUGCAAAAAAUGCAAACUUAUAUUUACUGUAAUGUGUAAACAAACAAACAUGAUAAUAUAUUUAAAUUAUAUUGUAUUUAUGUUAUGGUUGUAUUUGUUGUACUGCCUUCAAUGCUUUUUGUUUAUGCUAAAAGUACUCUAUUACAGUUAUGAAAAUCACCAUUGUGAAUGAUAAUGGAAAUCACAAAAAAGAAAGAUUUCAAAAAGUCAAAUGUCCAGAUGCAUCAUGGCAAUAAUGAGGGAAAAAACAUUUUAAAUCUCAUGAAAAUAAUUUCACAAUGUCCUAUAAUAUGGCUGUUUUCUUUCUGCAAAUAUUAUUUUGUAUUUAUUGUCCAUUUGCUUUCAGGGGUAAAUGUGGCGUAGGCUUGUUUUCGGAGAGAUUCACCAAAAGAUGUCUUUCCUUCUUUGCAACUCUUUCAUUUUCAUGGUUGAGGGAAGCCCUGUUAAAAUGAAUCAAGUUGAUUAUCCUCUUCGGUGGGUGAUUUGAGAAGAUUUGUGUUUUAAGAAAAUGACUUCCUCUUCUUUAUAUCUUGAGUUAAACUUCCCUCAUUCCCUGUGUUAAAUGAGUUUACCUCAAGAUCUCAAAGCGAGGACAAAACCAUAAAUGGCAAUCACAUGGAAUAAUAUGCUGUCUUUUUUUUAAUCUAGACAAGUUUAUUGGACUCUCAAACAAGCAUUCAUUAUCCCUUUUAUUUUUCUAAAAAAAUCAUGUUUUCUUUCUUCUCCAUUUUUAUUUCUAAAUCAAACAUGAAAGAGUCAUGAUGCAAUCAGCCACACUUGAAAUUCAAGUUUCGCAAAGCAACAAUUGUAAGAAAGGGAAAUUGGCCCAGCACCUGUUGCCGCACGGCCCGUUUUCACGCUGAAGGUUAAGCUAAUGCACCUUUUGAGUUGUAUACAGUAUGCUUUAUUGUGUCUAAUGCGAGGUCCUUCAAUGUGGCCUUAAAAUUAGUAGCAAAUUUUUGUCAGACAAUAUCAAAGUGGUCUUAUUUACAAAAUCAGUUUGUCUGAUACUGUGUAGUUCUAAAUUCAUAACAGUAUGCCAUUUGUGUGUUUAUAUUAAUCAAAACAAGUAAAGAAUACUGGAAUCAAACCAUGAUUUGUCAGUGGAAACGACCUGUAAUGCCUUAGCUCUCCAUUAGAUCACUAAAGCUGUUAGGUGGUUUAUUGAGAAAGUGACUUGGGCAUUGGCGUAAGGCUGUAAGCAUGCUGUAACGUGGACUGGAGAGCCCCAGUUAAUGUGCAGUUGACGUGCCUUCUUGUUAGUUGUGCCAUUUAAUAUGGAUGGUUUUCCUCAUGGGGAUCGCAUACUUGCUCAGCACUAUCUGAGUUGAUUGUUCUGCAAGUGCCAAUGUUGAUGUUUCGACACAAUGGUGAUGAUGUUCAUGUGUACGGGAGAGAGUGGAAAGAUGAUGUUAUGGUUUUUAAUACUUGUGUUUUGUCCAUUUUUCAGUGUUUGACUUUUAAAAUAGAUUUGGGGAUGGCGGAACACUUGCCAUCUUUCUAUAUUUGUGAUAUUAAUGAAAAUAGUGCUGUGCCAUGGAGAAAAAAAAGAAAAGAUUUUGUUAUUCAUAAAAGCUUAAAGAGCA